GAUGGCCUCGACUGAUAUACAUGAAUGCUAAAUGCACCAUUUAAGAAACAGUGGAUAGCAUAUGUACAACUAUGCUAUUUUGAAGGAUAACAAAAGUCACAUCCUUUAUUUAUUUUUUUAUUUGAAUGCAAUAGUCGUGAUUUUUUACAUUCACUUGAUUGAAUCUGAAAUGGAUUUUUGUCUUUUUCAGUCUUGAUGGACAUGGUGUUUCAAAAGGUUGUGCUGUUAACAAUUACAAUCAAUUUACUUAUUUUCAUUUCCUUGUUUCAUAGAUUGUUGUUCACAAGAGUAGCCGAAGAGGGACACAUUUUGGACGUGCCGGGCCUCGCCAAAAGGUGUUGUUUAUCCCAACAUGCAUGUAGUUGGAAACCCUGAAACAUCAUAUAAACCUUACUCACUUCGCCAAAAGCUUCGCUCAAUUUCACUCUCAUUGGAUGCGCUCCUGGAUUAUAAUGACAAGGAUAUUGAGGAAUCAACAUUUGAGGUAAAUGAAAUUGUAAACAGGUCCUCGCCCCCAUGCCUCCACAUGAUGCCGAGGCAGAAAGCUGGUCCUGAUAAUACGAAGAAAAAUGGAGGGAGGGUAACUACUGAUGUAUGGGUUCCAGGGAAUACCAGGAAUCCUGAAAAAUAUGUUUUAAAAGACCAGGAGUCGCUACAACGUGUUUGUCGAUUUACUGGAUGUCUUUCUGCUGUAGCUAUUCUCCCAAGCAUAGGUGGACUGGUAGAUAUGAAGCCCAUCUAUGGGACAACAACUGCAACAAGGAAGGCCAAACUAGAAAGGAAGGCAAGGUUAGUAAAACAAUAGGGGGAUAACCAUUUUCAGCAUUGCUGGUUUUUACCUUUCGCUUCUACUUUUUUUUUUUUUUUUUGUUUUUUGGUUGAGUUUUUUGAAUUGUUGGCCUGACUGCUAAGAUAUGUGGUUUGUCUAGUUUUUUGCAUGUGUGAUUGCAAUCCAAUCGAAUGCCUAGCAGUUUAUUUGGGUGAGCCUUCUCUUUCAUUCCUUCAAGUUUUUGAAAUUUUCUUUAAUCAUCCAAUACAACAUCCUAUUUAUUUAUUGUACCUUUUAUUGCCAUUUGUGGAUUUUAGGGGGGUAUGAUAUUGAAGAGAAAGCUGCAAGAGCUUACGACUUAGUGGCGCUCAAGUAUUGGGGACCUUCAACUCAUAUCAACUUCCCGGUAUAUGAUUCAUAGCAAGCGAAUUGGAUUAAUCUGUCAAUCUCUCUUUACCGAAAUUGUGGUUCUCAUGUUUUUUGAUGUUGGCCUCAAAAUGGAUUC
Messenger RNA from Magnolia sinica, 1274 nucleotides. RefSeq lists its product as uncharacterized. NCBI's taxonomy places the organism in Eukaryota, Viridiplantae, Streptophyta, Magnoliopsida, Magnoliales, Magnoliaceae. The transcript has 6 exons. The coding region runs from base 353 to 805 and encodes 150 amino acids. The record is from RefSeq and is a predicted model, not a curated record.